AUGAAGGAUUUCAAAGCUGGAUUCCGUAGGCUGUACAACCAAAUAUAUGCCUACAAUCUCUAUUCACCUGAAGAAGAGGAAUAUAGCAACGAGGACAACAGUCAUCAAACAAUUUCUCAGAAACAGCAAAAAUACACAACGUGGCUGUACAUCGUUUUUCUAUUCGUCUCUCUCUAUGUUCUAUUUUAUAUGGCUUUGAUAAAACCACAAGAAGAACCCGUUGUUGUCCUUGGGAUAACUCCAACCAUCUUCAAAAAUCUGAAUAAUAAAUAUCGCGACACUCUCUCUUGCCCAUGUUCAACAAUUACAAUGCGAUAUGAUGCUAUUCUUUCUCAUAACAUCGAAUUUCAUCCCAUCUGUUCGAGCAUUUUCAUUAGUCGAGAAUGGAUUGAAGCAUUGUAUUUGACCAAUGCUAGCCGAUACCCUAUGGCAGAUUUUCGUAAAACUGCCAGUCGUCAGUUUCACCUUUUGUCCAGUAUGUGCUCGCUUUCUACGGAUGCGAUUCUAAAAGUGAAGACAGAUGUUGAUAGCAAGGAGCUUAUCAGUAAAUAUAUUCAGACUGAAAUGCAGGUUGCAUCUGAAGUAAAUGCAGUGGUUGAUUCAUUGAGAAACAGCGUUUCUCUUCAAUUGGUUUCAUUUCUCAACUAUCUACAUAUGACUGAUGUCGGCAAUUAUCUAAUCUCAGCUUUGAAUACAAACGCAGUUUUUAAAUUUCUAGUUGAAUCUAAUCGCAUUGGGACUGCGGCAGAAGGAAUGAAUUACUGUGUUGAGACGAAUAAUGGAGCAGAUUGCAACAUGUGUGGCAGUGUGAAUCACGCUAGCGCAGCAACUUUUGUUCCAUCAUUCCACUAUAACAAGUCUUAUCUUUACUCUUCUUGGACAGAUCCUCUUUCAGAUUCAAUGUUCGUCGAUGGUUUCUUUAUCGCAUGUACUCCUUUUCAAGCAAUUCUUCGUAGCACAUUAGAUUGCUUAUACAAUGGCAAAUGUAUUGAUUUAUUAACGAAAUAUUUUCCCAAACUUUCACAAACAUCUCGCAAUUGGAACGAUCAUAUUCUUACAUCAAAACAAGCGAAUCUUUCUGUCAUUGAUCAUUUGAAUAAUCUGUUUGUAGAAAACUGGAACAAACAAUUGAACUAUUCACAAUAUUUUGCUAAAUGUAAUCCUGCAUCUUGUUCGUACACAACAACAAAUCGGGGAAAUGUAUAUCAUGCAAUCACGCUUUUGAUUAGUCUUUACGGUGGCCUAAUUAUCGUACUUCGCACGGCGGCUCACUUAUUUACCCAUAAUGUAUUUAAAUUCUAUAACUGGUGUUCAAGAAGUACCAUACGUUUUUCCUACAAAAUACAGCUGCGAACACCUAUUCGAUUAAUUCAACAGCUAAACCUAUUUUCAACGAUCAAUCAAAGAACAGAAGAAGACAUCAGACGACAAAAAAUUAUCACACGUACUUAUCUCACUUUACUCUGCGUCGCAUUACUUGUUCUUGUCCUUUUCAAUUCAUUGGCUAUGCAAACAUUUACCGUAACUGUCAAAAAUCCAUCACUAGACAUGUACAUCAACUUGCAGGGUUUCCAUUCCGAUACACUCAAAUGUCCAUGCUCGACGUUGCAAAUUCCUUAUAAAAGGUUCGUCACAUUGAGGCCCACUCUACAUCAGAUAUGUUCGAGUAAUUUUGUUGAUUCUCGUUGGCUGGUCAUAUUAUCAACAAUCGAAAUAACUGUCGAUCUAACCGAUUGGCGUGGUCGUGCUCGGUCACAAUUUCAACUACUGCAAAAUAUUUGCCAAUUUGCUAACACGACGAUUCAAGACAUGAUGCAACGUUUUAUGUUACAACUGUUUGUAACGUCAGAUCUGUUGAUCGAAAGCGACUUCAUAGUUAAGAUGGAAAAAAAUUUCGAACAAUUCUUUUCAUUGAACAAUUCGUAUUUCAACCUUUUGAUUGAAACCUCAAAUCUUCUUACCCAGGUCGAUCAACCAUAUAGAGUCACAGACAAAAAGCGCCAACUGUCUAUAAGUCCAGCGUUAAUCGUGAGCAUGACAACAAAUAAGCAAGUAAUUAACAUCACACUUCCAUUAGUUGGAACGUAUGACGUAGAAUCAAACGAAAUGAAUUGUAUUUGUAUGACAAAUCCUCACUGUCAAAGUCCAAUAGUUAUCCGCGACUUUGGUAAUGACUUAGGAUUUGAAUACACUUUUGAUGCUGUUUACUUUAUGCCGGGAUGGGUCGGACGAUGUUCAGCUAUAGAAUCUCUUCUAUUCUCGACACUGGAAUGCUUUUAUUCCGAUUCAGAUUGCUAUUAUUUGCUGAUGCGUUAUGUUGAAUACAAGUACGACCGAAACGAUAAUGACGUAUCGAACUUCUAUACUCGUCCUCUCGUUUAUCAUCCAACGCUGACUCGUUUUCCACCGAAUACUCGAAUUACAACACUCGUCGAAAAUCUUAUGAUCGAACACUGGAAUCGAACAUUUUCAUAUAAAAACUAUUAUGAAAGUUGUGCGCCGAUGGUCUGUACAUAUUCGAAGAAAACUCGUGCAAAAAAUGCCUUGGAAGUCAUCUUAACAUUAUUUUCAGUCAUCGGAGGUCUCAAUUUAUCACUACGUUUUAUCACACCAUAUCUUAUUAGUUUCAUCUUACAUCUGUUUCGACUAGUUUGUCGAAAACCAACACAAGUAGAAGUUCAAGUUCGUGUAACUUGCUGCAGUAGAAUGAGACAGAUAUUUAAACGUGUAUACCCCGAAUUAAUCAAUUUAAACAUAUUUUGUAAGCGUGAUUUUGGUCGCAGUAUUAAUCAAGAAAUCGCUAAACGUCUCGGACGAUGGGCUACGCAAAUCUAUAUCCUUCUACUCAUCUUCGGUUUCGUGAUUCUCGUUCUAUAUACUGUUAUUAAACCUGUAUCUAUAACAAAAAAUUUCCCAACUCCAUCUUUGGAUACAUACGAUGAACUCAGAUCGGUUUAUGGUGAUCAACUGCAAUGUUCGUGUUCAUUUGUUUCCUUAGUUCAUCGACAAUUCAUCGAAGUUCAACCGAAGUUUCACCAGAUUUGCUCAAGUGUGUUUGUUUCAGAUGAAUUUCGAAAGAGUUUAGUAUCUGGACUCGGACCAAAUCUGUUCGUUUAUGAGCGUAAAGACUAUCGUCGUUUUAUUUUCGCUCAUAUGCAUUUUCUCUCUGGAUUGUGUCACCUUUCGAGAAAAUCAGUUAACAGCUCCAUUGAACAGUUCCUCUCUUCAUUAAUGGUGACGACACACAUGCUAUCACGAGUAAGUUUCCGUCAACGUCUUAAUUCACGCAUACAACAACUAAAAAGCACGGCUCCGAACAUACUUUCUCAAAUUCUCUUCUUGAUAAGGUUUACACAUCUUGGAAAUAGUAUCGUAUCAACCUAUGGAACAAAUUUUCACUACCUUCCCACCGAAUGGAAACAAAUGAAUCAGGCUAUCUACAUUGCAAGCGAAUCUUUAAUCUAUGAUAAUCAAUGUUCCUGUGGAUUGUCUUCUAAUUGUACUAGUCAAGGUUAUUUACAAGGUUUAAAAAUUGGUUGCAUACCGAGUGAAUCGUUCCGUAGUUCCACUAUUGAGUGUUUCUAUAACUCAUCAUGUAUUCAAUACAUUCAAGAAUAUACUAACUUUACGUUUUCGAAGACUUUAUCGUCAACAGAGAGUCGUUUCUCAGUACAAGCGACAAUUCAUGAGCUAAGUGACAAUUUAUUUAUCGAAGAUUGGAACAUAACAGUGAACUAUUCAUUGUAUUACAGAGCGUCUCUGUUACUUGCCCUUCAAGGCGGAUUAUCAAUUUUUCUUAAAAUAGCGUGUCCAUGGAUUAUUCGAAUUGUUUUUAAAAUCUAUAAACGUUAUCAAAGACGUAGAAAUAUGAUUGAACCUGUUGAGUCUUCUCGAAGAACAACAACUGAAGUUAUUCCAUCGCCUCAAUAUUCUAAGAAGAUCAUUUGGAUCUGUUUUCUACUUAUAAUUAUCACCAUAUCUCUCAUCGUUUUUUCUUUUUUCAUUCUUUCUCAGAGUUAUACAACAUCAACGGUGAUCGUCAACAUUAUGAAUACCACGCCAGCCAUAGAAAUAACAGUAUCAACUCGCGCGAAAUGUCUGUUGAAAUUCCAACAAAUAUCAAAGUAUCAAGGUAGUUUCUAUGGACAUAUACAGUCGCACGUCAUAGCGGAUUUCGACUAUAACGGGCAUCUCGAUUUCGCUUACUUUGACGACAAUAGCCAUAGCAUCGUUGUACGACUCGGUGACGGUGCUGGAUAUUUUGAAGACGUAAAAGAAUCUUUUGUAGAGGCAGACGAACUUGUAACAGGCAUGAUUGUUGCUGAUUUGAAUGAUGAUGAUCAAUUAGAUCUUGUUUUAUUGCAUGAUAAUGUGGACCUGAUAAGUAUCUUCAUUGGAACAGCUAAUGGGACCUUCGAAAGAUUAAUAACAUUGACCACGACACGUAGAACUUUUCCGGGAUAUGUUACUGUCGCCCACUUAAAUAACGACGGUUAUCUAGAUAUUGCCGUCGCCAAUCCUCUAAAUAGUAAUAUCGGCAUAUUCUUUGGAAGUGGCAAUAUGACUUUCUCUGCAGAAGCGCUAAUUUCCACUGGUAGUGAGAGUUGGCCUAUUUCAUUAGCCGUUCUCUUCUACGACAAAGACAACUAUCGAGAUAUUCUCAUCCUCAAUUCCGAUACGCAAUAUGUCAGUCUAUUGGUGGGAGAUGGUAUUGGCAAUUUUCAACCACGAAAGCCAUUUUUUGCAAAAGCUGGUCAUCAUCCAUCGACCAUGACAGUCGUCAACUUCGAUAAUGAUACGCGACCCGAUGUUGUCCUGACGCAUGGCCGCACAAACAAGAUAACGAUUAUGUCUGAACAUGGUAAUCGAAUUUUGGGCAUAGCAAAAAACUAUUUUGUUCAAGGUGGUGACAGAGUUUCUUCGAUUGCCAUAACUGACUUUGAUAACGAUGGAUAUUUAGACAUUGGAGUCGGUCAAAGCGCACCUUUUGGUGUAUCAAUUUUGUUUGGUCAACCAGAUGGAAAUUUUCAUAAGCAACAAACAGUAUUUUCGUCCGAAAUUACGACUGCAUUUGCCUUGAUCGUCACCAGCGAUCUUGAUAAUGAUGGAUAUCCAGACAUCAUUGUCACAGAAGAGAAAUCUGGAACUAUGAACAUUCUUUUAAAUAAAUGCAACUAA
Molecule: messenger RNA, 5178 nt
Organism: Adineta ricciae
Lineage: Eukaryota; Metazoa; Rotifera; Eurotatoria; Adinetida; Adinetidae
Source: the annotation of a GenBank genome assembly